AUGACGUGGAGCACGACGUUCAAGCAGUCGAUUGCCAACAUUGGCCAUGUGCUGCUGGUGCUCAUGCCGUGGCGAGACCCCGUGCCACUGACGCGCGCGUGGUGUUUGUGGGAGAUCUUCUGUGGCAUCAGCAACGAGGGCACAGAGGUCACCAUCCAACUACCCAACAGCGAAGAGCAGGCGCUCGAAAACGCCAUUCGCAGCAGCUACAAAGCCGUGACAGACACGCUGGUGCGCGUGCAGGCAGAGCGAGCCGACGCCUUCAACCCACACGACAAACACAUGAUCUUCACAGCGAUCGAGUCGUGGGCGGGCGGCUUCAGCGCAGUCAACCAGGCCGUGAAAGACCAGCUGCGCGCGUGGUGCCUGCAAAAGGCGGUGGGUGCCGUCGAAGCCAUGCGGGCACGAGGCGAGGACAGCACAGUCGCCUUCGCGGGGCUGUGUGGCCACGUUGGGCUGGUGCUGUACCAGUUUGGCGAGCACGACAAGGCCAUUGCGUUCUACGAGACAGCACUGCCGAUUUAUCUCCGCACCGAAGGGGAGAAAGGGAGGAACGUGGCGGCACCGUACGGCAACCUCGGCAACGCCUACUGCAGCAAGGGCGAGCAUGACAAGGCCAUUGCUUACCAUGAGAAGGCCCUCGCCAUCAGGGUGGAGACGCUGGGCGAGAAGCACCCGAGCACAGCCGACACCUACGACAACCUCGGCACUGUCUACGCCAGCAAGGGCGAGUACGACAAGGCGAUUGCGUUUUAUGAGAAGGCCCUCGCCAUCAGGGUGGAGGCGUGGGGCGAGAAGCACCCGAGCACAGCCGACACCUACAACAACCUCAGCGCCGCCUACAGGAACAAGGGCGAGUACGACAAGGCGAUUGAGUUUUAUGAGAAGGCCCUCGCCGUCUUCGUGGAGACGCUGGGCGAGAAGCACCUGAGCACAGCGACCACGUACAACAACCUCGGCAACACAUACGACAGCAAGGGCGAGUACGACAAGGCGAUUGCGUUGUAUGAGAAGGCGCUCGCCGUCUACGUGGAGACGCUGGGUGAGAAGCACCCGAGCACAGCAGCCACGUACAACAACCUCGGCAUCGCCUACUUCAGCAAGGGCGAGUACGACAAGGCGAUUGCGUACUACGAGAAGGCCCUCGCCAUCAGGGUGGAGACGCUGGGCGAGACACACCCGAGCACAGCGAGCACCUACAACAACCUCGGCAACACCUACGACAGAAAGGGCGAGUACGACAAGGCGAUUGCGUUUUAUGAGAAGGCGCUCGCCAUCUACGUGGAGACGUUGGGCGAGAAGCACCCGAGCACGGCAAUGACGUACAACAACCUCGGCAGCGCCUACAACAACAAGGGCGAGUACGACAAGGCGAUUGCGUUUUACGAGAAGGCCCUCGCUGCCUUCGUGGAGACUCUUGGCGAGAAGCACCCGAGCACGGCCAUGUCGUACUUCAACAUUGGCCUGCUGCACGACAAGCGCGGUGACAAGGAGCAGGCCUGCGCCUACAUGCAGCGGGCCCUCGACGGUUACACAAGCACGGUCGGCCCAGACCACCCAGACACGCGCGACGCGGAGCGCGAACUGCGGCGCAUUCGCGGCAACGACGAGCCCGUUGACGGCGGUGCACGCACUGGCGGCGCCCUGGGCGAGGAAGAGAACGAGCAGAAGCAGCAAGAAGGAAGCGGCGGUGACGACAACAUGACCAGCCAGGACUGGGCUGUGCUUGUGCUUUGUUGUCCAUGUCUUGUUGCUGCUUUGCCUUUCCUCUGCAUCUACUCCUGCGUGAAGAGCGUGUGUCAGAAGUGA
Molecule: messenger RNA, 1809 nt
Organism: Salpingoeca rosetta
Lineage: Eukaryota; Choanoflagellata; Craspedida; Salpingoecidae
Product: tetratricopeptide protein
Exons: 2
Coding region: 1-1809 (602 amino acids)
Cellular component (GO): kinesin complex
Molecular function (GO): protein binding
Source: RefSeq, a predicted model, not a curated record